AGUGGGAUGCCGCAGUGGCUCAGCCUUUGCAAUCAAUCUUCACUUCCGAUUCCUCCUACAUCCGCCGCCACCGCCGGCGCAGCUGCCACCGCACCUUACUGAAGUUGGGUUUAAUUGAUCAAUGGCAAACUCCACUGCUCCAAAGACUGUAUGGAUGAAGCAAGCUGAGGAGGCCAAGAUCAAGAGUGAGGCUGAGAAAGCUGCAGCUGCAAAGGCAGCGUUUGAGGCCACAUUCAAGGAUGUUGAGAAGAACCAAACCAAGGAUGAAGCAGUUGCUUCAUCUGACAGUGAGUUUGAGGAUGACAAUGACUUGGAGAACAAACCAAUUGGCCCGGUGGAUCCUUCCAAGUGCACAGCUGCUGGUCCUGGGAUAGCAGGUGGCACAGCUUGCAAUCCCUCCACAUUUGUGGUCUUGACAAAGGACGCAGAUGGGAGGAAGGUACUGAUUGGGGGCGCCCAGAUUAAGGUCAAGAUUUCACCAGGAAUGGGCGUUGGGGGAUCAGAUCAGGAAGGUGUGGUGAAGGAUAUAGGAGAUGGAACAUAUUCAGUGACAUAUGUUGUGCCGAAGAGAGGAGAUUAUAUGUUGAACAUCGAGUGCAAUGGGAAACCAAUCAUGGGCAGUCCAUUUCCAGUGUUCUUCAGUGCAGGUUCUUCUACUGGAGGAGUACUUGGUGUGGCUCCUACAUCCACGUUUCCAAAUCUAGUCAACCAAACUAUGCCCAACAUGCCAAAUUACACGGGGUCUUUUUCUGGGGCCACCCCUGGCUUAUUGGGAAUGAUACCUGGUGCUGUUUCUGGCACUUCUGGUGGUGUUAUUUUGCCCGGAAUUGGGGCAUCCCUUGGGGAAGUUUGUCGGGAGUACCUGAAUGGUCGGUGUGCUAAAACUGAUUGUAAAUUGAACCAUCCUCCCCAUAAUUUACUUAUGACUGCUUUGGCUGCAACUACCAGCAUGGGGACUUUGACUCAGGCUCCUAUGGCACCUUCUGCAGCUGCAAUGGCUGCUGCUCAGGCUAUUGUUGCUGCUCAGGCCCUUCAAGCUCAUGCUGCUCAGAUGCAAGCACAAGCUCAGUCAAACAAAGAUUUAUCUGAUUCUUCUGAUAAAGCUGCAAAGGAUGAAGCUUUAAAAAAGACUCUGCAAGUUAGCAAUCUCAACCCGCUUCUCACAGCAGAGCAGCUGAAGCAACUAUUCAGUUUCUGUGGUACAGUUGUUGAGUGUACAAUCACUGAUUCAAAACAUUUUGCCUACAUAGAAUACUCUAAACCUGAGGAAGCAACUGCUGCUUUGGCACUAAACAAUAUGGACAUUGGGGGUCGACCAUUGAAUGUGGAGAUGGCUAAAGCACUUCCUCCAAAACCUUCUAUUUCAUCAUUGACUUCAUCUUCCCUUCCUAUGAUGAUGCAGCAAGCUGUUGCUGUGCAACAGAUGCAAUUUCAGCAGGCUUUGCUUAUGCAGCAAACCAUGGCCGCACAGCAGGCAGCAAAUAAAGCUGCAAGCAUGAAAUCUGCAACAGAGUUAGCAGCUGCAAGAGCUGCAGAGAUAAGCAAGAAGUUAAAAGCUGAUGGACUUGUACCUGAAGGGGAUGACACAAAACGUGCAUCUAGGUCCCCAUCAACAUCUCGUGCAAGGUCAAAAUCAAAGUCAAGAUCACCAGUUAAUUAUCGGCGGAGGUCAAGAUCCAAGUCAAGAUCACCCAUCAGUUACCAUCGAAGACGGAGAUCUCGUUCUUAUUCCCCUCUGCCUCUCCGCCGACGAAAUUACAGGUCUAAAUCACCAUUGAGAUCUCACCAUCGCUCAAGUUAUAAUGGUGAACGACGAUCAUAUAGAGAGUUUAGGGAUAGCAGUGAUAGGAGUUGGAAGCGGGAUUCAGAUAGAUCAAAUGACCAUUACUCAUCUAUUUCAAGGAGAAAUAGGAGUAGAAGUGUUAGUCCUCAAACAAGAAAAUCACAUAAAGUUGAUUCCGGCUCACCAAGACAUCGCAGAGAAAGUUCACCACAUGGGAAAAGAAAAUUGUCCAAUGCUGGUUCAAAAUCUCCCAAGCAUAAUAGGGGAAAUAGGUCAUCCCCAAGGAAUGACAGUGAAGAAAAACAAAUAUACAGAAAGUGCUCUAGGUCAAAAUCUCAUGAGGAUUCUGAUGACAAGGUAGAUGAAAUCCAGGAUGAAAAGUUGGAAAGUCAAGGACGUAGGCGUUCCAGGUCAUUAUCUGCAGAAGGUAAGCAUCAAAGAAGAAGCAGAUCAUCUACCAGAAGCUCAGAUGAAAAGAAAACAAAACACAGAAGGAAGUCCAGGUCAAAAUCUGUAGAGGGUAAGCAUCAUUUGCGUGAUACUGUAGAUGAAGAUGAUGAAUCAAAACCCCGUGAUAGAAGACGAGCUAGGUCAAGAUCUGCUGAAGGUUUGCAUCACACGAAGGACAAUCGAAGCAGGGAUAAAAAAUCAAAGCAUCAUGAUAGAAGAAGGUACCGGUCAAGGUCUGCUGAGGUCAACAAGCAUCACAAAGGAAGCAGGUCAUCUAAAAGUUUAGAGGAAAAUAAAUCAGAACAUAGGAGCUCUAGGUCCAAGUCUCUAGAAGGCCCAAAUAACUCAAGUGACAGAUUAGAUGAAAACAGAAAUGAAAGAUCAAAGCAUCAUGACAGAAAGAGCUCAACAUCUGCUGAAGGUAAGCACCAUAAACAAAGUAGAUCUUCUCCAAGAACUUCUGAGGACAGAAAAUCAAAACAUAGAAGGCACCCUAUAUCUAAGUCUGCUGGAGAUGAUGGGAUAUUGCUUCCAAAAGAAGUAGAUGAUUCAAGAGCACCAUUGAAUGAUGACCAAGAUUUGAAGAGCACAUACUUGAAAAGUGCAAGCACUAAUGGAGGGGACUCAUUGUCAGCGAUCAGCACGGAUUGAAUUCAGAGGAGCUGAGCUAACUUGAUGUGACAGGAUGUUAAAAUCAUUCCAUUUCUCUAGACAGAAGAUAGCCAUGAGCUCUAGUGUAGCCAGAUCAGAUAAUGGGCUGUCAGUGACUCCUUGAACCAUGUUGUCUCACUUCCAAUUCAGGCUUGUCGAAAUUCAAGCUUUUUCGGAAUGGAUUACCAUUUUUUAUUAUUUUGGAUUGAGCUUUGGGUUCCCAUACAAAGGGGGUUCUGUGAAUUGUUAUCUUUCUGUGGUGCUCGGAUUUUUCUGCCACUUGUUGGCACAUCAUAAAUGUACGUGUCUUGUGCCUCUUAUCUUUUGCAGGAUAAAUUGAACUGGUUGGACCUUGAGUAUCUGAGCUGAUAUUAAAAUGGAUAAAGUAUCUCAAGCAGUGUUUUGCUUCCACCUACAGUCAACCAUGCACUGUUUGUAUCAAGCUUCUGCUAUGUCUUGCAGGUUAUACAUGGUCUUUUCCUGUUGGAGCCAUCUAGGAUCUGGUUUGCGCUUUGCAGGAUUGAUUUUUACUGAUUUAAAUAAAGGAAACUUCUUGGCUGCACACACUGCUUUUAAGGUCCGGUGUAAGCACUAAGCAGAGGUUGCUGGGAUAACUAAUGUCUCAAUUUGCAUCAUGUUGGAGUAUGAGAAGAUUCGUUGAGUCACUUUAUAUAAUAUCAUGGUUUUGGACAGGUAAUUCCAUGACACUGGUUUGAUGUGUUCUUCUAUAAUAGGAUCAGUCAGUUACGUAGGCACGCGUUUAUGCUAUGGAUAUUAAAAAUCUAUCCGUGGUAACUUCAUUUUAGUUUGAGCAGCUGCUUUCUUUAUAGGCAUUUGCUAUGCGGUUGUUUCUAGUCGUCUUUUGAUUUGAUGAUACAUGCUGUGUGUGGAUACAAAGCAUUGACUUGGGUCAGGUCUACUGAGAGUAUGCCAAUGAUAAGGCAUGGAUAUGAUGGGUAUGAGAGCUCGGCCUUGCCCUCAAUUUUGGCGAUCAUGACUUGCAUCAACUACGUGCAUAAUAUUAUUGCAUCCCAUCAACUAUUCCUCAAUCCCUUUUCUUUCUGCCUUUUGUUCGUGCUUCCCUCCCCAUUUUCUCUUCUUAAUUUUUUCUUUAUUGGUUGGAUAUGGUUUAGGAGCUAUAGUUGAUUUUGAUUUCUUUAAAACAGUUGAUUUUGAUCUCAAAUUGUUGUACUUUGACCGAUUGAAAAUCAUAAUACCUUGAUCUUAACUUUGUUAGACAUGAAGUGAGUUAAAGUGUAAUAAAAAAAUAAUAUAAUU
Molecule: messenger RNA, 4162 nt
Organism: Rubroshorea leprosula
Lineage: Eukaryota; Viridiplantae; Streptophyta; Magnoliopsida; Malvales; Dipterocarpaceae
Source: the annotation of a GenBank genome assembly